Striga hermonthica is the source of this 623-nucleotide messenger RNA. The record is from the annotation of a GenBank genome assembly. Lineage: Eukaryota; Viridiplantae; Streptophyta; Magnoliopsida; Lamiales; Orobanchaceae.
UUGGGAUAUUACAGCAUACGCCAAGAAGUGCCGCAGAUUUUCGUAGUUUCUUGGGGUUAGCAGGAUACUACAUGAGGUUUAUCGAGGGCUUCUCGAAGUUAGCCCAGCCGCUGACCAACCUUACGAAGAAAGCCAUGAGGUUUGAUUGGAGUCCUCAGUGCGAGGAGAGUUUCCAGGAGUUGAAGAGGAGACUCACUACCGCGCCUGUCCUAUCUAUACCCGACCCUACUUUGGAGUUCACCAUCUAUAGUGAUUCUUCGAAGAUGGGUUUGGGAUGUGUCCUUAUGCAGCAGGGGAAAUUCGUAGCCUAUUCUUCGAGGCAGCUGAGGCCUCACGAGCAGAAUUACCCCACUCAUGAUCUCGAGUUAGCUGCAGUUGUUCACACCUUAAAGAUUUGGCGGCACUACCUCUAUGGAGGUAAGUGUGAGAUCUUUACCGACCACAAGAGCCUAAAGUACAUUUUCACUCAGAAGGAGCUGAAUAUGAGGCAGCGUAGAUGGUUGGAGCUGGUCAAGGACUACGACUGCACCAUUAGCUAUCACCCAGGGAAAGCUAAUGUGGUAGCCGAUGCCCUUAGUCGAAGGAGUUAUGGCCAGCUAUCUUGCUUGUUUACAAGGCAGGAU